CGUGGCCCAACUGAAAACCCAUGUCAUCUCCCAGAAGACGCAGCUGAGAAUGAUGUACAGUGGAGACGGAAAUCACCAUGCGACGAAUUCCAGUCAUUAUGAACUGGAGAUCGAUUACAACGUACUGAGCGACAACAGUAAUCCGGUUGCUGUAUGGUGUGAAGCGCUGGGCGCUUACGUUCACCAGGAUUUUGCCUGCGAGGGAGAUCGCCUCACAUGUCCCAGUGAUUACUACGACACCGUUAAUCGGAAUCCCGCCACUGGUUUUGGUGCUUGCGGUCUGAGCAGUAGUGAUAUCUUCGGCAUCAUCAUCGGCUGCGCAUUUGGCCUGUUAAUUCUCGGCAUCGGCGGUGUAAUCUGGUACAAGCGGAAGGAAUGUUUUCUUUGCCCAACGAGAAAACGAUAAAGUGGUAUUAUGAAAAUGCUC
This is a messenger RNA of Paramacrobiotus metropolitanus, 427 nucleotides long. RefSeq lists its product as uncharacterized. Lineage: Eukaryota; Metazoa; Tardigrada; Eutardigrada; Parachela; Macrobiotidae. Bases 50 to 406 code for a protein of 118 amino acids. The transcript is spliced from 3 exons. The record is from RefSeq and is a predicted model, not a curated record.